Molecule: messenger RNA, 1774 nt
Organism: Gloeophyllum trabeum ATCC 11539
Lineage: Eukaryota; Fungi; Basidiomycota; Agaricomycetes; Gloeophyllales; Gloeophyllaceae
Product: fumble
Exons: 7
Coding region: 121-1638 (505 amino acids)
Biological process (GO): coenzyme A biosynthetic process
Cellular component (GO): nucleus; cytosol
Molecular function (GO): pantothenate kinase activity; ATP binding
Source: RefSeq, a predicted model, not a curated record
GCGGGGUGCAGUACAGUCCGCGGUUCCCCAUACAAAUGUAGAUGGUCUCACUGCUAUCUGUCUAUUCCCGCUGUCAAGGCCUUUGUCUCUCCGGUCGCGCUCUCUACCGCCGCCCCAGACAUGCCUACGCCGUCCCUACCUGCGCCCAAAGUCAUUCAUGUCGACACGAGAGGAGCGGUAAUACUGGAAGAGGAGUCGCCUGAGACUAGGGACAGUCGAGGGAUAUACCUCCCAAAUCAUAUCGAGCCCGUAUCGCAUAUUGCAGUCGAUAUCGGCGGUUCUCUAGCCAAGGUCGUGUAUUUCACGCGUUCGCCCGAACCUCCAUCCUCCCCCUCAGUCGCUGCGACAAGGGGCACAAGUACUGCGAGUCCUCUGUCGACACCCCCAUCAAGCUCGCCUACCAGCUCGUCACAUUCCUCACCCCGAUUCCCCGCCAGCAACUCCCAUACGAAACAUAACGGUGCUCUUACCCCUCUCGUCCUAGACGCACACAACCACGUCAACGGCAGCACUUACCCCUUUCCAAAUCCUCAAAGCGUACACAAUGCGCUGGAGAUCGACGGUAUGGAUGCGAGCUUCUUGCACUCGUCGAUCCUACAGCACACGACAUCACUACGACAUUUCCCCGGCGGUUCGCUAACCUUCGAGCGCUUCGAAACAGACAACAUAGACGAAUGCGUCUCAUUCAUUCAAUCCCUUAUCUCCUAUUCCGCUGAGCUCAACGGCGUGUCGCUGGACGAGAUGCGGCGGGGUGUGAAAAUCGUCGCAACGGGUGGCGGCGCACACAAGUUCUACGACCUGUUCCAGGGCACGCUGGGCGUCGAGGUGGUACGGGAGGACGAAAUGGAAUGCCUGAUAGAAGGACUGAAGUUCAUCACACUCAUUCCAGACGAAGUCUACUAUUUCUCGGACGAACUCGUCCAUGCAGUCUCACAUGCAACACCGGGGUGCUCAGUUAACGGGAAUGUCAAUGGCUCUUCGGGAUCUGUCACGCUAGAGAGGCCGGGGCCUAAUCCGCCGCAGUUUGCGGUUACGUUUGAGCAGAAUCCGACGCCUCAAUUACCGUGUUUGCUAGUGAACAUCGGAUCGGGUGUCUCUAUCAUCAAGGUGGACGAAGAUGGCAGUUUCGAACGUGUCAGCGGGACAAGCUUAGGAGGCGGAACUUUAUGGGGCCUCCUAAGCAUGUUGACUCAGGCAACCAGUUUCGAUGAGAUGCUGGCGUUAUCAGAGAAAGGGGACAACUCGACCGUGGACAUGCUCGUAGGAGAUAUUUAUGGGCAAGACUAUAGUCGUCUAGGCUUGAAGUCGACGAUGAUCGCGAGUUCCUUCGGGAAGGUAUUCAAGAAGAGCGGCGAAAAGCGCAAGUUCUCGCCGGAAGACAUCAGCAAGAGUCUACUAUAUGCUGUAUCUAAUAAUAUCGGACAAAUCGCUUACAUGAACGCGGAAAAAUAUAAUUUGGAUAGGAUCUACUUUGGCGGUUGCUUCAUUCGAGGGCACGCGGCCACAAUCGGAACAUUAUCGUACGCUAUAAGGUUCUGGAGCAAGGGAACAAAGCGUGCGCUGUUUCUACGACACGAAGGCUUCCUUGGGGCUAUCGGAGCAUGGAUAAGAAAUAUCGAGCGGCAGGAUGAAGCCUGAAAUAGACAUCGGCCGGGCCUGUAUGGGAUAUCUGCUAUCUACUGCGGACUAUGGAGGAGAGCUUGUUAUUUAUUGGCACAUAUCUCACAACGUGUAUAGUAGGCACUAGGAUAAUAAACCAGCAUGCAACAGUUUC